AUGGAGCUGAAUCAUAUAGAUAAUGAUUUAGAGUACAACGAUCAAGAAUUACGGGAGGAGCCGAAAAGCUUCACUAAGGAUACCCAUUUUCAACGGUAUCCAGGAGCCGUUCGGAAGAAGGCCUACAUUUUCGAUGGGGCCGGAAAAUACUACAACAAGGAAUGGGACCUAUUAGAGGGCCGGGGCAAGGAAUUCUGUUGGUACCACGUGGAGCUCCCGAAAGGGAAUCAAAAGCUCUCGCAAUCGGCACAGUACCUAAUAGACGUCCUAUGCCCGCCCCUUAAGCUCCAAGACAUUCUCUCGCUGGUUAGCAAUGGCCCUUUUUGCGGUCAUGUGGAUGGUGCCCUUGUGUUCAGGGUGAACUCUCCUGGCCCACCUUCCAGCAAAUUCACCUUCAGAAUAGCUGCAAGAAUUACAGAACAUUCGGUGAUCACUGUGUCAUUGGGGCGGGUCCCACGGUUGGGUUUCUCGCCUGCGAAUGAGUCGUUGCUGUCGGAGGUUCCUGUCGUGGAGGGUCCCAGUUAUGAGAGUCGGGAAGGGAAGGACAGGGGUGGGAUUGUAAUUAGGGAGCACGUGUUGGAUUUUCUGCUGACGAUGAAUCACUCAGAGGAGGCUGAUAAUCCUGUUCCUAGAUCUGUUCCGAAUCUUGUGGUCCACGUGAUUGAUACACAUGUGGAUCAUGUUCAGGAUUUGGUGACGAAGCUUGAGAUUGAGCUGGACUCGGUCGAGUUCGAGCUUGACAGAGGUGGUUUUGAUUUGAAGAAGCAGUUGUUAGACGAUAGAAAGUUCCCAAAAAUGCACCUUGACUUGCAACGUCUAUUGCAGGUGAUUGCACAUGGUGAGCAAGUAUUUCCCCGAGUGAAGGAAAAGUGUUCAUUAAAAGAUUGGUUUACUAAUGAAGAUGUUAACGCCUUGGAAGAGUUAAUUGGGCGGAUAAGGCGACUAAAAGAGAAUGUCGGGUUUAUAGCUAACCGUAUCACGGCAAUACAGGCUGGGCUAGACAGUUGGCAAUCUGAGCAAAUAAAUCGAAAGCUAUACUACCUCUCUUUCCUGUCCAUCAUAUUUCUGCCUUUAUCAAUAAUCACUGGAGUUUUUGGAAUGAACGUCGGAGGAGUUCCAUGGACUGACCAAAGGAAGCCGGAAUUAAGUGACGGGUUUCGUAACGUGAUGUUUAUAUGUGUGGCAAUGCUGUUGAUUAUUCUUCUCUGUUUCCUUUUUCCGGUUCUCUACAGCCGCAUAAUGGCCUGGCGAAGAAGGAGAGUCUUCAGAAGAAGUUGGUCCCUCAACCAAAAGUCGUACAUUAGGAGAACUGGGGUUGGUGCAGAAUUUCGGGAAAAACGAGGGUACCUUCGUAUUUAA
Molecule: messenger RNA, 1359 nt
Organism: Striga hermonthica
Lineage: Eukaryota; Viridiplantae; Streptophyta; Magnoliopsida; Lamiales; Orobanchaceae
Source: the annotation of a GenBank genome assembly